Caenorhabditis remanei is the source of this 2682-nucleotide messenger RNA. RefSeq lists its product as uncharacterized. Lineage: Eukaryota; Metazoa; Nematoda; Chromadorea; Rhabditida; Rhabditidae. Gene Ontology annotation, cellular component: cytosol; ribonucleoprotein complex. The coding region runs from base 1 to 2682 and encodes 893 amino acids. The record is from RefSeq and is a predicted model, not a curated record. The transcript has 4 exons. Gene Ontology annotation, biological process: cytosolic ribosome assembly. Gene Ontology annotation, molecular function: GTP binding; GTPase activity; ribosome binding.
AUGGAAAGUCUUGAAGUGCGGUUAAAACAGGCGGCGGCAACGAAACCAGCGGAACAUAUUCGAAAUGUGUGUCUAGUCGCACAUGUGGAUCACGGAAAGACGAGUUUCGCUGACUCGUUAGUUUCAGCCAACGCUGUCAUUUCUAGUCGAAUGGCUGGAAAAUUGCGUUAUAUGGAUAGUAGAGAAGACGAGCAGACACGUGGAAUCACGAUGAAGUCGAGUGGAAUCAGUUUGUUGUGUGAACCACUUCUAAUCAAUCUAAUCGACAGUCCCGGCCAUGUGGAUUUCUCGGGAGAAGUGACGUCUGCAUUGAUUCUUUCUGAUAUUGCACUGCUUCUUGUUGAUGUAAUCGAAGGAAUCUGCUCACAAACGGAGGCACUUAUCCGACAAGUCAUUCGAAAUGGACAAGUAAUGAUACUAGUUAUCAAUAAGAUUGAUCGAUUGAGAGUUGAGCUGAAAAUGUCAUCAAGUGAAGCAUAUCAACAUAUGGCUCGCCUCAUCGAAGGAGUCAAUAGUUGUAUUAGUCAAGUGCUCGGUGGAAUCGUAGUAGAAGAUGAUACAUGGGGAAAUAUUGAGGAAGUUGAGGCGAAACUUCAUUUCAAUCCGGCAAAAGGAAAUGUUAUUUUCUCAUCUGCACUCCAUUCGUAUGCUUUCGGAUGUGAAGACUUCGCGACGUUGGCAGCGGAUAAAAUGAAAGUGGAAAAGGCGACGAUUCUGCCGGCGAUGUUCGGUGAUUUCUGGAUUGAUUCCACUGGAAGUAUUCGGGAUUCAGCGGCAGCGAAAAAUAAGGCGACGAUGUUUGAGAGAAUUGUUUUGGAGCCACUUUGGAAAGUUCAUGAUCUUGGAUUAGUGGAGAAUGAUCUCACGAAACUCUCCGAGGCAGCCAAGAAACUCGGAUUCACACUGAAGUCCAGAAGAGCUAAUGAAGCGUUCGAUGAACUAAUGAGGAGUUGGUUGCCACUACCAAAUGCAGCUUUCCGAGCAGUCGCCAGAGCACCAAAUGUUCGAUCGACUUUCGCAGCACAACAUCGGCUGGACCAUUUGACAGGACACCGUCUAGACCAUCCAUUGAGACCAUUCGUUGUGGAAUGUAAUCCGGAAGCGAUGACGGUGGUUUUUAUAGUGAAAUUAUUGCAAACUGAAGAUAAAAGUCUGACUUCGAGAAGAGCCAUUUGUCGGAUUCUGAGUGGAACUCUUCAGAAAGGAGACACGUUGCAUGUUCUUCAGCAAUAUGGAAGCGGUGAAGUCACUUCAACUACUAUCAACCGAAUCUCAAUUCUCCGUGGUCGUGACUCGAUUCCAACCGAUAAAGUGACAUCUGGAAUGGUUUGUGCAAUCGAUGCCGAAAUUCUUCUGCAAAACACUACUCUCUGCAGUAAACCAGACUAUCCUAGUCUGAAAAUCGGAUCUCAAACUGGAGAAGCUCUCGUGAGGGUUUCUGUUAGUACUCAACAAUUAGAUGAUAUGGAUGACCUCCGAGAAAAGCUCAAAUUGCUCGCUCUUUUGGAUACAAGUCUGAAAGUUAUGGAGUUGGAAAAUGGAGAGUUGGCGAUGGUGACGGCUGGAGAAGUCCAUUUACAGAAAUGUAUCAAGGAUUUGAAUGAUUUGGGAUUAGUGGAUCUAGACGUUUCUGAACCAAUUGUGCCAUUUAUGGAGACGGUUAUUGAAGAUUCAACUCUUUCGGGUCCACAGAUUACGGAGCAAGAGACAGAGUGUCGGAUUCGAGAAGCUUUGCAUAUCAAGUUACGUGUAGCGCCAUUAGGAGAUGCUGUAAUAGAGUUCCUUGACAAAAACGCAAUUCUACUAUCUGCAAUCCGACGUGGAGAAGCAGAGCAAGCGGAAAUUGAUGAAUUCCAUAAAAAGUUGACAUCAAUUUGCACUGAAUCUCUUCCAACUCUGAAGGGAACUUGGUGGUACCGAAAGCCGAAAGAGUUGAUUGAGACGAUGAUCGAAAGGAUUUGGGCAUUUGGACCGGAAAGAGCGAGAGCCAAUAUUCUAUUCAAUAAUGUUCAAAGUUAUGAUAGAGAUUUGGUGUGGAAGAAGACAGAAUUCGGAACGAGACGUUACGAUCAGACACUUGUCGGUGGAUUCGAAAUAUUCUGUAAUUCCGGCCCACUGUGCAAUGAAAUUAUGCAUGGAAUCGCUGUGAUCGUUGAGGAAUGGAUGGUAGAUGAGGAGGACGGGGCGAUUGGAGGACAAAUGAUGUCAGCGAUGAAAGCGACAUGCUCAGCGGCCGCAAAGAAAUGUGCUCUUCGAUUGGUAGCUGCGAUGUAUAAGUGUACGGUAACCACGGCUAGUCAAGCAUUGGGAAAAGUUCAUGCAGUAUUGUCACAGAGAAAAUCAAAGGUGCUCUCCGAAGACAUCAACGAGGCGACGAAUCUCUUUGAAGUGGUCUCUCUGAUGCCUGUCGUCGAGUCGUUCUCAUUCUGCGAUCAACUUCGAAAAUUCACUUCUGGAAUGGCGUCCGCUCAACUUCAGUUCUCACACUGGCAAGUCAUCGAUGAGGAUCCCUACUGGACACCAACGACGCUUGAAGAGGUGGAAGAGUUCGGAUUGAAGGGUGACAGUCCGAAUCAUGCGAGAGGAUAUAUGGACGCGGUGAGACGGCGGAAGGGAUUGCCAACAGAGGAUCUGAUUGUGGAGUCGGCGGAGAAGCAGAGGAAUUUGAAGAAGAAUAAAUAA